AUGAAGCCAAAAAAAUUGCUUUCCGAGUUGAAACCUAACCAUUUGGAACCCACAAGUUGGCCCGCGGAUCAUUUUGGGUAUAAAGCCUUCCACUCAAGACGGCCUGGCUUCCCCCAUCCCCCCCGCCGACUCGGCCGCACCGUCCGGCCGGCGCCAUGUAGCCGUCACGCCGAAGCUUCAUCUUACCAUGUUACCGCCCCCGUCCCGCUUUUCAGAUGUAAACUACUUUCACAGAUCUUCGGUGUUUUGCAGUUGUUAUCGCCCAUGCCAUUCGUAAUGCUCAACGUCCAAAUAGCCCUUUGA
Molecule: messenger RNA, 303 nt
Organism: Puccinia triticina
Lineage: Eukaryota; Fungi; Basidiomycota; Pucciniomycetes; Pucciniales; Pucciniaceae
Exons: 4
Coding region: 1-303 (100 amino acids)
Source: RefSeq, a predicted model, not a curated record